Molecule: messenger RNA, 9011 nt
Organism: Neopelma chrysocephalum (saffron-crested tyrant-manakin)
Lineage: Eukaryota; Metazoa; Chordata; Aves; Passeriformes; Pipridae
Gene: KAT6A
Product: lysine acetyltransferase 6A
Exons: 17
Coding region: 506-6535 (2009 amino acids)
Biological process (GO): regulation of DNA-templated transcription; nucleosome assembly
Cellular component (GO): MOZ/MORF histone acetyltransferase complex; nucleosome
Molecular function (GO): histone acetyltransferase activity; DNA binding
Source: RefSeq, a predicted model, not a curated record
GUUGUGCUCAGCAGUGAUAUAAAACUUGGUGUAGAAUUUAUCCUGAUGUAUCAAUCAAAAUGGAAAGGACCCAGUGUUUUUCUGUGGGUUGAAUGGAGAUACUUCAGUGUUAAAGUCUGCUUUUAUUAAUAGUGAAGAUAAAACCUGAAGUGUUACUUAAGUAUUUCAGAGCUGUAGUAGUGGCUUAAAACUCUGCUGUGUGUUUAAUGAAUUAAUAUUGUCUGCUGCUUUUUUUUUCUUCUUCUUAACUGUUCCUUGGAAAUGUCUCUCUUCUUGUUUUCUUCCAGGCCUGAUGUUACAGUUCUUGUGAUUGUGAGUGUGCAGAUCAGAAGCUGAGUGUGCAGAUGAAUGAUGUUUGAGCCGAGGGGGUUGCCUGAGAGCAGCACACGUGUGUGCUAUGGUUAGCUGCCUCCCAGCACUCGAGGGGCUGAUUUCUCAUGGUGUGACACUCGUCCAGCACCGGGAUAAAGGAUAACGACUCUAUGGAUAUACAGAAUCCUUCACCAUGGUAAAACUCGCCAACCCGCUGUACACAGAGUGGAUUUUGGAGGCAAUCAAAAAGGUAAAGAAGCAGAAACAGCGGCCUUCGGAGGAGAGGAUUUGCAAUGCAGUGUCAUCUUCUCACGGCCUGGACCGCAAAACUGUUCUGGAACAGUUGGAGCUGAGCGUGAAAGAUGGAACUAUUUUAAAAGUGUCCAACAAGGGUCUCAACUCCUACAAGGAUCCCGAUAAUCCUGGGAGAAUAGCACUUCCCAAGCCUCGGAACCAUGGCAAGCUGGAUGGCAAACCAAAUGUGGACUGGAACAAACUCAUCAAACGGGCGAUCGAGGGCUUGGCCGAGUCCAGUGGCUCAUCCCUGAAGAACAUCGAGCGCUUUCUGAAGGGUCAGAAAGAUGUGUCAGCGUUGUUUGGGGGCAGUGCUGCCUCCAUCUUUCACCAGCAAUUACGAUUGGCUGUCAAACGUGCUGUUGGCCAUGGCAGGCUCCUCAAAGAUGGACCUCUCUACCAGCUCAACACUAAAGCAACUACUAAUGCUGAUGGGAAGGAGAGUUUUGAGUCUCUUUCCUGUCUCCCUCCAGUGUGUCUCCUUCCCCAUGAAAAGGAUAAGCCUGUUGCUGAACCAAUUCCAAUUUGCAGUUUCUGCCUUGGUACAAAAGAGCAAAACCGGGAGAAGAAGCCUGAAGAGCUCAUCUCUUGUGCUGACUGUGGCAACAGUGGUCAUCCGUCCUGCCUGAAGUUCUCCCCGGAGCUGACGGUGCGGGUGAAGGCCCUGCGGUGGCAGUGCAUCGAGUGCAAGACCUGCAGCUCCUGUCGAGACCAGGGCAAGAAUGCUGAUAACAUGCUCUUCUGUGACUCCUGCGACCGUGGCUUUCACAUGGAAUGCUGCGACCCUCCUCUCACCAGGAUGCCAAAAGGUAUGUGGAUCUGUCAGAUCUGUCGGCCCCGGAAGAAGGGGAGGAAGCUGUUACAGAAGAAGGCAGCUCAGAUCAAGAGACGCUACGCCAACCCCAUCGGGCGGCCCAAGAACAGGCUAAAGAAUCAAAACACAACGUCAAAAGGCCCCUUCAGCAAAGUCCGCGCGGGGCCGGGUCGGGGCCGGAAGCGCAAGAUGACCCUGUCCGGGCAGGCCCCGGGGGCAGAGGGGGGAUACCUGGAGCAGACAGAUGUCCUGGACUUCUGCAGAGAUGGCAGCAACACCCUCAAGUUCAACAAGAAAACCAAAGGGCUCAUAGAUGGCCUUACUAAAUUCUUCACUCCCUCCCCCGACGGACGGAAAGCUCGAGGGGAGGUGGUCGACUAUUCCCAGCAGUACAGGAUCAGGAAAAAGGGUACCAGGAAAUCCAGCACUUCAGAAUGGCCCACAGACAAUCAGGAUGGCUGGGAUGGAAAACAAGAAAAUGAGGACCGUUUUUUUGGGAGCCAGGAUGUCUUAAAUGAAAAAGACAUGGAGUUGUUCAGAGAUAUUCAGGAACAAGCACUGCAGAAAGUAGGGGUGACUGGGCCUCCUGACCCCCAGGUCCGCUGCCCCUCUGUCAUUGAGUUUGGCAAAUAUGAAAUCCAGACCUGGUAUUCCUCCCCAUACCCCCAGGAGUACUCGAGGCUACCUAAGUUGUACCUUUGUGAAUUCUGUCUAAAGUAUAUGAAAAGCAGAACUAUUCUCCAACAGCAUAUGAAAAAAUGUGGCUGGUUUCAUCCUCCAGCCAAUGAAAUUUACAGGAAAAACAAUAUUUCAGUCUUUGAGGUUGAUGGCAAUGUCAGCACAAUCUACUGCCAGAAUCUGUGCUUGUUAGCCAAGCUCUUCUUGGACCACAAGACUCUCUAUUACGACGUGGAGCCAUUUCUCUUCUAUGUGCUGACCCAGAACGAUGUCAAGGGCUGUCACCUUGUUGGCUACUUUUCCAAGGAAAAACACUGCCAGCAGAAGUACAACGUUUCCUGUAUAAUGAUUCUUCCACAAUACCAGCGUAAGGGCUAUGGCAGGUUCCUCAUCGACUUCAGCUAUUUGCUUUCAAAGCGUGAGGGCCAAGCAGGAUCCCCAGAGAAGCCCCUGUCAGACCUGGGGCGCCUCUCAUACAUGGCUUACUGGAAAAGUGUCAUAUUGGAGUGCCUUUAUCAUCAACGUGACAAGCAAUUGAGCAUCAAGAAGCUGAGCAAGCUGACUGGGAUCUGCCCUCAAGACAUCACUUCCACCCUCCAUCACCUGCGGAUGCUCGACUUCCGCAGUGACCAGUUUGUGAUCGUCCGCCGGGAGAAGCUGAUCCAGGAGCACAUGGCCAAGCUCAGGACCAACGUCCGGCCCAUCGACGUGGACGCAGAGUGUCUGCGCUGGACGCCCGUCAUCGUCUCCAACUCCGUGGUCUCUGAGGAUGAGGAGGAGGAGACAGAGGAUGGUGAAAAUGAAGAGCAACAACAGCAGAAAGAAAAGGAUCCAGAGACCAGUAUGGUAAAAUCCGUGUCAUGGGAGAAGAAAGAGCAGGAGCCUUACUCACCUCCGGAGAGCGAAAAAAAGCCCGACAUCGUCGCUCCGGCCAACUCCGCGCGAGCAGACAAGCACAUCUUCCCCCUGGACAGUCUUCCUGCCAACAGCCAGCCCUCCCGGAGGGGGCGGUGGAACCGCAAGAGCAAAAAGCUGCGAGAGCCCUUCGGUGAGCAGGAGCCGGCCCUGCCCGGGGAGGACAAGGCGGCGCUGCCCAGCGGGAGAUGCAGCGAGUGCGAGGAGAAAUCAGCGGCCUCACGGGGCCGCUGCAGCGACUGCGAGGAGAAGUCGGCCCUGCAGGGGAGGUGUGGGGAGUGCGAGGAGAAGUCUCCAGCCUUGAGGGGCCGCUAUGCUGAGGAUGAGGAGAAGUCCCCGGGUCCCCAGGGCCAGUACGGCAAAGGGGAGAAGGCGGCGGUUCCCCGCCGGCGGCACAGCGAGGGCGUGGAGAGGUGGAGGGGGCAGCUGAAGAAGAACACGGAGCCACCCAAGUGCAGGUUCCCAGAGGACUGUGACAGGUUACCCCGGCGCUACAGCGACAGCGACAGGGCCCUGCUGAGGUGUUUCAGUGAGAGCAGUGAGGAGGAGGACGAUGAGCCCGUGAGCCCUCGGUCCAGCUCCCCGCCCGUCCUCACCAAGCCGACGUUGAAACGGAAGAAGCCCAUCCUGCACCGCAAGAGGCGCGUGCGCAAGCGCAAACACCACAACAGCAGCGUCGUCACCGAGACCAUCUCCGAGACCACCGAGGUGCUGGACGAGCCCUUCGAGGACUCGGACUCCGAGCGGCCCAUGCCCCGACUGGAGCCCACCUUUGAGAUCGAGGAGGAGGAGGAGGAGGAGGAGGACGAGGAGGAGGAGAGUGAACUCUUGUCCAGUGGAUACUUUCGGCACUUGGCCCCACCAGACCCGCUCAGGCACAGACCCUCUUCCAAGAGGAAGUCCAAAGACGAGGAGGAGUCUGAUGACAAUAAUGGUAACCCCCCUCUGAAACCGUUGUCUCUGCUGAGGAAAUGCGAAGCAAAGGAUUCUUCACUUGAGCCAGACACUUCCACACCCCUGAAAAAGAAGAAGGGAUGGCCAAAAGGGAAAAGCCGAAAACCAGUCCACUGGAAGAAAAGACCUGGUCGAAAACCAGGUUUUAAACUGACCCAGGAAGAGGUGCCACCACCAGUUCAGGAUGAAGGAGCUGAUGAAGCAGCAGCGAAUUCAAAACCAGGGCGUAAGCCCAAAAUCUCGGAUAAAGAAGAAUGUGUUGAGCAGAAAGAAGACCUGCCUCUCCUUGAGGAAAGGAAAGAGGAAGAUGUGAAUAUGGAAGCAGAAGAGGUAGGAGAGGGAGAAGAGGAAGAUAUAGCCAGCAAUGAAGUAAGAGCAGUUUCUCCUGUGGACAGCAACAGCAGUCCAGUGCCAGAAGUCAAAGAGCCUGAGAUAGAAGAGGAAGUAGAGGAGAAGCCACGGGUUUUAGAAGAGCAGAGGCAAUCAGAAGAGGAGCAGCAAGAACUCGAUGAACCUGAGCACGACCAUGAGGAAGAAGAGGAAGUUGCAGUGGUGACCAAUGAAAAUGAAGAUCACGACGCUGACGACGAAGAUGAUGGUCAUCUGGAGUCAGUGAAGAAAAAAGAACUGGAGGAACAGCCUGUUAGAGAAGGGGUCAAGGAAGAGCCUCAGGGGCAAGAAUGUUUUUUAGAAACAAGCAUACCAAGCAGUAGAGAAGAUGCAAAAGAAAAAGAUGAAGCAGAGGCAGAUUCUGAGGAAGAGCAGGCUUCCAACGAGACAUCAGUGGGCUCAGAGCACGUCCCUGGGUCUGAGGAUGAUCACGAAGAAGAACAAAGUAAUAAAGAAGGGUUAAUUGAAUUAAAGGAAGAGGAAGAGAUUCCUCAUAGUGAACUAGAUCUUGAAACUGUUCAAGCAGUCCAGUCCCUGACACAGGAGGAAAGCAAUGAGCAUGAUGUAGCUUACCAGGACUGUGAGGAGACUCUUGCAGCUUGUCAGACUUUGCAGAGUUACACCCAGACUGAGGAGGACCCUCAGAUAUCGAUGGUUGAAGACUGCCAGGCCUCAGAACACAACAGCCCAAUCUCCUCUGUUCAGUCCCACCCCAGCCAGUCUGUGCGUUCUGUCAGCAGCCCAAACGUGCCUGCCCUGGAGAGCAGCUACACCCAGAUCAGUCCUGAGCAGGGAUCCCUGUCCGCACCCUCUAUGCAGAACAUGGAGACCAGCCCCAUGAUGGAUGUGCCUUCAGUAUCGGACCACUCCCAGCAGGUGGUGGAUAGUGGCUUCAGUGACCUUGGCAGCAUUGAGAGCACUACAGAGAAUUAUGAAAACCCCAGCAGCUACGACUCCACCAUGGGAGGCAGCAUUUGUGGAAAUAACUCUUCCCAGAGCAGCUGUUCCUACGGAGGACUGUCUUCUUCCAGCAGCCUCACUCAGAACAGUUGUGUUGUCACUCAGCAAAUGGCAAACAUUGGCAGCAGUUGCAGCAUGAUGCAGCAAAACACUGUCCAGCCUGCAGCAAACUGUAAUAUCAAGUCACCUCAGAGCUGCGUGGUGGAAAGGCCCCCGAGCAACCAGCAACCGACGACGCAGCCCCAGCAGCAGCAGCCCCAGUCCCAGCAGCCACAGCCCCCCCCUCCGCCCCAGCAGCAGCCGCCGCUGUCCCAGUGUAGCAUGAACAACAGCUUCACCCCGGCCCCCAUGAUCAUGGAGAUCCCCGAGUCGGGCGGCGCCGGCAACAUCAGCAUCUACGAGAGGAUCCCGGGGGAUUUCGGGGCCGGGAGCUACUCCCAGCCCUCGGCCACGUUCAGCCUGGCCAAGCUGCAGCAGCUGACCAACACCAUCAUGGACCCCCACGCCAUGCCUUAUAGCCAUUCUCCUGCCGUGACCUCCUAUGCAACCAGCGUGUCUCUGUCCAACACGGGGCUGGCCCAGCUGGCCCCCUCCCACCCCCUGGCCGGCGCCCCGCAAGCACAAGCCACCAUGACCCCCCCGCCCAACCUGGCCCCCACCACCAUGAACCUCACGUCGCCGCUGCUGCAGUGCAACAUGUCGGCCGCCAACAUCGGGCUGGGGCACGCGCAGCGCCUGCAGGGCCAGAUGCCCGUCAAGGGGCACAUCUCCAUCCGCUCCAAGUCGGCGCCGCUGCCCUCGGCGCCCGCGCACCAGCAGCAGCUGUACGGGCGCAGCCCCCCGGCCGUGGCCAUGCAGGCGGGACCCCGAGCCCUGGCCGUGCAGCGCGGCAUGAACAUGGGCGUCAACCUGAUGCCCACGGCCCCCUACAACGUGAACUCCAUGAACAUGAACACCCUGAACGCCAUGAACAGCUACCGCAUGACGCAGCCCAUGAUGAACAGCAGUUACCAUAGCAACCCUGCCUACAUGAACCAGACAGCACAGUAUCCUAUGCAGAUGCAGAUGGGAAUGAUGGGCAGCCAGGCCUACACCCAGCAGCCUAUGCAGCCAAACCCUCACGGGAACAUGAUGUACACGGGCCCCUCCCAUCACAGCUACAUGAACGCUGCCGGGGUGCCCAAGCAGUCCCUCAAUGGACCGUACAUGAGAAGAUGAGCAAGAUGAACUUGCGUCCUAAAAACUGAAAUAUAUAUAAAUAAAGGAACCUUUUAUACUGACAAACCAGAGAAAAUGGACCUUUUUCCAGUUAAAAUAUUGCUGUAGAUUUAGAGGGAUUUUCUUUGGUUUAUUUUAUUUUUUAGGAAGCCUGGUCUUUAUUUUUUUGAUUUUUUUUUUGUUUGUUUAUUUGUUUGUUUUUGUUUUCUUCACAAUCCUCAAACAUUUUACAGCUAAAAUCAUUUACAGAUGUUUUUUAGAGAGGAAAACAUGCACAAAAUCUUUUCAUAAUUUAAAAAGAGCCUUACUUUGCUGACAAAGUGGACAGACUAUGUGUAACAGUGAAAUCAUGUUCCUAAAUUUUUUAAAAAAUGUACGUCCUUCUCCCUCCCCUGUGCCCCUCUGUAUGCAGUUUCUAGUGCUGCAGCCGUGUAAAAUGUUUAACAUCUCAAAGAAUAACAACCCUUCCCUCUAAACCCCACUUAGCAUUUCCUACUUCUAGCAGGAGGCACUUAUUGGGAGACUUGGAAGGGGACACAGAGGAUAAAUGAAGAUCUUUAUUUCUGCAAGUCAGGAAAAAUUUUUAAUCUUUAAUUUUCCCUGACUCCCUCACCCUCAGUAAAAUUUGGAGUUAGGUGUAAACAAUAAACUAUUCACAUUGGUGUUUUUGUAGAUGAGUUAAUUGAAAUUGUAUGUUUCAUGCUGAAAAUAUGAUGUAACUUUAAAGUGAUCCCAUUCCCCACCCAGCCGUGCCCGUGGACACACGUGUGGGGGCUGCACAACGUCCUGGCACGGAACUGCUGGAAGCACCUCAGGAGAGCUCCCAGAGAGCUCGUGUGUGUCCCCUGCACCGGGGGGACGGGGGCGAUGGCUGCGGGGACAAGGAUGUGGCUCCUGUGGGGACUCGGGGUCAGCCCCAGCUCCGGGGUCCCAACUGCUCUGUGUGUCCCUGGAAAUGCUGAGGGUCUUGGCUCUGAGCUUGGGGUCGGGCUGAGCUCAGGAGCAGCUGCUUCCAGUUCUCUCUUGGCUUGGGAAGUGCUGGAACAUGAAGUGUUUGGUGACUGGGAGCCCCGCGGGGUCCUUGUCCCUGUCCCAUCUCUGGUCUGGGGUAGGAAGUUGCUGAAUGUGCCACUCUCUGGGGGAGUCGGUGAUGUGCUCCCUGAUUCUCCCACUGUGUUUGAUCCCCGUUUUAUAGGAAUAGCCCCACGUUUGAUCUGGUGUGGGCAAAGAAGGGAAUCGGCCUGUUUGACAGCAGUGAACCCGUCCCAGCACCGGAGCAGGAUGGAGGCUGCAGGAUUUUGCUGUUUGUUGCUGCAUAAUCCAAUUUACAUUCUUUUUGGCUACACUGCUGGCACGUCACCCAGUACAAAAAGGGACACCCUUUAAUGUAAAGUUCUUUUUUUAUUGUAUAUGAAGUAGAGAUACAGACACAUUAAUAAGACUAAUUUCUUUUGUUUUUAAACCAAAAGAGUCUAAAAGAAAGUUGGGGUUUUUUCAGAUGCACUAAAAUGGACUUUCCUCCAGUAACUGCUAACCAUAAAAGGCAGAAUUCAAAGGACUUCCACUUUUUAUUUCUGUUUAAUUUUGAGCAUGUACAAGGCUGUGUAGGACCCCGUUUCUCUGUAUAUACUAUUCCAGUUCCAAAUAACCCGUGUAGAAAGCGCACUGUGCUGCCCUCUCUUCCUUGAUCUUCAGCUGUGUCGCUGCUUCCUGGGGGUGGGGGUGGGUCUGAGACAGGAGGAGAAGCUGUUGAAAUGAGGGCCGUGAAUUUAGUUUGUUUGCUGUUAUGUUUGGUUUGGUUUUGUAUGGGUUUUUUUAUCAAUUGGGCAGCUCCCUUUUCCACAAGCCUUUGUGACUGUAGAACUAUUGUAGAAAAAAAAGUUCUUUUCUAUAUAUAAAAAGAAAUUAUCCAACGCAGUAAUAUUGGUACCUACCAUUUUUUCACUUCUGUUUAAAAAAAAAAAUGUAUUUUUAGCAAGAUAACUUGGGUAAUCUUCUAAAAGAAAUUAAAAAAAAAAUCUCACAGUUAGUGACUUUGAUGCCUUUUAAAAAUAAGAGCUUUUUCAUUUCAUUCCAUCUUUAAAAUUUUUUAUCUUUGUUGUAGAAUAUUAAAAACUAUUUUAAGAAAGAUAAAAUUCUCUUUAAAGAGAUCUCUAGAGUGUGUGAAUAGGAGCUCCAGAUGCCUCUAAAAGCCGCAUGUACAAAUGAAGCUGAGUCUAUUCCUGUCUGUUUAUAUUUGCUUUUCCUGUUUUGUAACCUCUUUGUACUUUGUUCAUGGUGACUUGUAAGCUAAAGGGGAAGGGGGUGCCCAGAUGCCUUUGUAAUUCUCCAUGUCAUACGCUCCUGGCUGGAUGGUCUCCCUUCCUCUCCUUGUAUGUAAUAUCACUUUUUUUUCCCCUUUCUAGCAAGUACUUUCAAAAGAACUCUGUACAUUUUAACAUAAAAAAUAAAUUAUGUUGAGCCAUUUUGGAUGUCA